UCCGCUCCCCAUUUCCUCCUUCCUCCCAACCCAUCAUCCAUUGCGAGAGAGAGAGAGAGAGAGAGAGAGAGAAUUCAGAAAUUCUUCGGUAUGCGGAAGCGAGGGAUUCCAUCCUUCGGGACUCUGUGAUUCUUCGUUGAUUUGAGCUUCUGAUUUGGAAUUUUUCUGCAAUUGGGGUUCGAUUCGGCAAUUUUGGGCGUCGCUGGAGAUGGAGAGACCGGUUUUGACGUCGCCGUCUGGGGCGUUUGUGAGAUGGGAGGAGGUGAACGUGUCGAACGACAAGGGCAGGAGGGAGGUCCAUUACUAUUUGAAGAGGAAGGACGGGAGUUCAGAUCUGGCUGUUGUGGGGAAGGAGAGGAGUCCGAGGCAUAUGUCCUAUCACUAUGCCAUUCGCGAUCGAUCACUGCUUUCUCUUUCGCAUUCUUCUUCUGUUUUGAAGCUGAAGUCUCGCAGGGAGGUCGUUGAUUGGUUGAAUUCUGUUGUCCCAGAUUCUACACCUUAUGGGUUGAACCGCCCAAGCAGUAAUACCUCAGUUGGUACAGAUAGUUCUGAAUUGGAUAUUACAAGUUUCAAGGAUGUUCAAUUACGGAAGUUGGGCCAUCAUACCAAAGAGUUUUUAUGGUUGGGCUCCUCAUGGAGUUGCAGGAAAAGGCGGAAGCAUUAUGAGUCAUUUCGCAGGAAUGGGGUUAAAAUAUCUGUUCAUGAUUUUGUAUAUGUUUUAGCCGAAGAAGGUAAACGACUUGUUGCUUACCUAGAAGAUAUGUACGAGGAUUCUAGAGGCAACAAGAUGGUUAUGGUACGAUGGUUUCACAAAAUUGAUGAGGUUGGUAUCGUUUUGCCUCACAAUUUUAAUGACAGAGAGAUUUUCUUUUCUCUUUGUCUUCAAGAUCUCAGUGUCGAAUGCAUAGAUGGACUGGCAACGGUUCUCAAUCCCCAGCACUUUGAGAAAUUUCUAAAUGAGGCUACCUGUACUCAGUUGGAACCAUUUGUGUGCCACAGGCAGUUUGACAAUGAUGACGUCAAGCCCUUUGACAUAACCCGAGUUAAAGGUUACUGGAAACAGGAAAUCCUCAGAUUCAUGCACCCAUCUUCCCCAUCAAGUGUUCACGUAAAAUCUCAGCCAGCCAAUGAUGGUAUGAAACUCGAAGGAAAUGCUAGUAAUACUUCUGGGAUCAGACCCAGAAAGAGGUAUCGCCCAUCAACUGAUGAUGAUGUGCGUUUGCCCUACAGUGGCCAAAAAGAGUCCGUUGAUGCAGCUUGUAUGGAUUUGAAAAAUGUUGGCAAGGCAUCUUCUUCGUCUCCUAAAGAAACAGUCAAACAAAUGCCGCCUCAGUAUUUAGCAGUUGGUUCCCAAGUUGAAGUGCUCUGCCAGGACAGUGGUAUUAGAGGUUGUUGGUUUAGGGCUUUGAUCAUCAAGAAAAGCAAAGAUAAGGUGAAGGUUCGGUAUCAAGAUUUACAAGAUGCAGAUGAUGAAGACAAAAAUCUAGAGGAAUGGUUGUUGGCAUCCCGGAUUGCAGCUCCUGAUGAACUAGGUCUUAGGAUCUCUGGAAGGAAGACAAUUCGGCCUGCCCCUCAGUCCAAUAGAGGGAAAGUCUCAUGGGUUAUUGAUGUUGGGAGUAUUGUGGAUGCAUGGCAGCAUGAUGGAUGGUGGGAAGGCAUUGUAGUUCAGAAAGAUUCUGAAUAUAAGUUUCAUGUUUUUUUGCCAGGAGAGAAGAAAAAAUCAGUACUUAGUUAUGGUGACUUGAGACAUUCUCAAGAGUGGGUGGGAAACAGGUGGGAACACUUGAGGGAAAGGCUGGAUCUUGUGAAUUUAAUAUUGUGCCGCUUAGAAACAAGGCAGGUUGGUGGUGAAUCCUCAAAUAGCAAACAAGCUGAAGCUGGCGAUAAGAGACCACUUCCAACUAAUGCUCAUAAAGGCAAAUUGUUAAUGAAAGAUGAAGCUGUGCGUAGCAGUUCUGUAUCCAACAAUGCAGAUGAUGCAGGUAGAAAACCAGCCGUUCCAGAUCUGUUGAAGGAUGAGUUGCGCCUCCAGCUGAAAUGGGAGUCGACAAGGAAGAGAAGACGCAGCAGUGGGAGCUCUGUUGAGAAGCAGCCACGUAGCAGUGUCAAGAGCAGAGAGAUGAAGCCAGAAGCGCGGAGACCACGUAUGUGCGAAGGUUUUAUGAUUCCCGUAUUGAUGAAAGUUGAUCACGAGAACUGCAAAUACAUAGGGGAUUCCCCGUUUAGCUCCUCAGUGGUGCAGCCUCUAACAAGCCUGGUUAUGUCUCGGUGACAGGUCGCGAGCACUGGAAUACUAAUCUGCUGAAGAGGUAAAAAAUUUGUCCAUUCUUUUGUGUUAGGUCCUUGUAUCUCUCUCUCUUAGGCAUCUGCUUGAUGCCGCCACCUUUUUAUGAUUUGUUUUCGAGCCCAUAGGAUUAGAUAUGCUUAGGAUGCGGGGGAAUGUAUUUGUAUGAGAUGGCCAUUGUUUGAAAUUGCUUUUUCUGCCUCUCUUAUGUUUGUUUGGGUCCUGAGAUCAUGAUGGGGGCAGCGGUUUUGUGUGCUGUUGAAUUUUAACUCAGGACCUCUAAUUUUCGCUGCAUAAAUUGUACUAGUCUUCCUCCGGAAGCAUUUUGGAUUUAUGGGUGGUUGCAAUCUGUAAAUAAUCAAUGGUAAUGAACAAAUAAAAAUUGAAUUAGCGUCUCAAAAAAAGAAGAAGAGACUAAUUGUGGUUGUUA
Molecule: messenger RNA, 2714 nt
Organism: Malania oleifera
Lineage: Eukaryota; Viridiplantae; Streptophyta; Magnoliopsida; Santalales; Ximeniaceae
Exons: 6
Coding region: 209-2272 (687 amino acids)
Molecular function (GO): chromatin binding
Source: RefSeq, a predicted model, not a curated record